AUGCUAGUAGCUCUCAUAAUAUCCGUUGAGGCUGGUCUCCUUCCUAAAAAAAGAACUGUCCGAAUCACCAACGCCUUGGGAGUCUACGGAGACCUCGUUGUUCAUUGUAAAUCCAAGGACGAUGAUCUUGGCGAUCGCGUACUUCAUCCUGGGGAGAGCUUUGAGUUUCGUUUUAGGCAAAAUAUUUUUGGAACCACACUGUUCUUUUGCAGCUUUAGAUGGUCAAGAGAGUUUCAUUACUACGAUGUCUACAGAGCAGAUAGAGAUGGAUGUAGCAAAUGUUAUUGGACUGUUUAUUUUCUUGGCAUUUGUUUUCAUGAUCAGAAUUGUUAUCCAUGGCCGGUCCAGUCGGGCAAGUUCAUCAACCCCUAG
Messenger RNA from Prunus armeniaca (apricot), 372 nucleotides. NCBI's taxonomy places the organism in Eukaryota, Viridiplantae, Streptophyta, Magnoliopsida, Rosales, Rosaceae. The record is from the annotation of a GenBank genome assembly.